Molecule: messenger RNA, 721 nt
Organism: Zophobas morio
Lineage: Eukaryota; Metazoa; Arthropoda; Insecta; Coleoptera; Tenebrionidae
Product: troponin C-like
Exons: 6
Coding region: 176-634 (152 amino acids)
Cellular component (GO): myosin II complex
Molecular function (GO): calcium ion binding
Source: RefSeq, a predicted model, not a curated record
AUAUAAAAUCCCGCCUCUAACUUAUUAAAGUUUCUUAUGCGGGUGUGCAACAGCAUCCCAAGAGCCCCCCUGAGCCAUUAUAAAGAGUGAAAUCAGCCCGAAAGGAGGAUCAGUCUUGUGUGUAUAGGUCCGGUUCUGCGUGUUGAUGUUAUUAUAGUUUUGUUUUUUAAUCACAAUGGCCGACGGAUUGGAUAAUGACAAAGUCAAUCUGCUGAAGAGGGCGUUUUCCAUGUUCGAUUCCGGCAAAAAGGGCAGCAUUGAGAAAGAGAAGGUUCGCACUAUUUUGACUACAUUAGGGCAGACGUACGACGACAAACAGUUAGACACACUUUUGGAUGGAGAGGAUCCAGAAGGGACGGGCUAUUUAAAUUUCGAGUCGUUCUGUAAAGUAGCUGUUAAUUUCCUAGAAAAUGAAGACGACGAAGUCCUGCAGAAGGAGCUCAAAGAAGCAUUCAGGCUAUAUGAUAAACAAGGAAAUGGAUACAUCCCCACUUCCAGCCUGAGGGAAAUUUUAGUAGCCCUUGAUGAUCAGCUCACUAAUGAUCAGUUAAACGAAAUGAUUGCAGAAAUAGACACCGAUUCUUCAGGCACAGUCGACUUUGAUGAAUUUAUAGAAAUGAUGACCGGUGACUGAACUUGUCCCCUCCAGCCCCUUUUUUUAUCAAUAAUAUUCUUAUUUGUUAUAAUAACAAUGGUUCCUAAUAAAUUGUACAUAUUGUAA